UGAGACGCAUCGCCACUCCAGAUUCAAUAUAAGGGCACUCUUGUGGUCGUCUCUUCACUGCAGUGGGUGUCCCAUUGACCGUCACACGACCUCACGUGCAGAUCCUCUUGACUCUCGAUCAGAUCAGAAGAAAGAGUCGACUCGAAGAUAGGUUGGGUCGCAAUGGAAGGUCCAGAUCAGAUUGGUCCCGAGAUGGGACCUAAAAGAACAUGGACGGACAAGCUCAGACGGAUCAAGAAGACCUUGACCACCAAGGAUGGAAUCAUUGGGGAUUAUGACUAUGCCUUUCUCUUCACUCCCAAUCUCCCCUUCAUGAAGCGGUCCCGUCAGUCAGCGCCCUUCUUUGGGCUGCACGAUAAAAUGCCAGUCGUACUGGCCUUGCUGCUCGGGCUGCAACAUGCACUGGCAAUGUUGGCUGGCGUUAUCGCUCCGCCCAUUAUCCUUGCCGCUUCCGCGAACUUCUCAGCAGAGAUCACCCAGUAUCUGGUGUCAACCUCCCUCAUUGCAUCAGGAAUGCUCUCGGCCAUCCAGAUCACCCGCUUUCAUAUCUGGAAGACUUCCUAUUAUGUCGGAACGGGUCUGAUCUCCGUCGUUGGAACGUCCUUUUCUAUCAUCCCCAUUGCGACUGGAGCGCUGUCUCAGAUGUACAAGACGGGAUAUUGCCCCGUCGAUGAAGCCGGUAAUUCACUGCCGUGCCCUCAUGGCUACGGUGCUAUCCUCGCGACGGCUGCGCUGUGUUCACUACUGGAAAUCGGCCUCUCAUUCACAAGCACCAAAGUCCUCAAGCGCAUGUUUCCCCCGCUGGUGACGGGCCCCACAGUCCUACUGAUCGGUGCCAGUCUGAUCGAAACCGGAUUGAAAGACUGGGCUGGUGGUUCGGGCAACUGUGGCACCGACCCCUCUGCUCGUGCACUAUGUCCCAGUGCGGACGCUCCCCAUGCCUUACCCUGGGGUAGCGCAGAAUUUAUCGGUCUGGGAUUUCUCGUCCUUGUCACUAUCGUCCUUUGUGAGCGGUUUGGUUCGCCCAUUAUGAAGUCUUGUGCUGUGGUGGUUGGUCUGCUAGUCGGAUGUAUCGUCGCAGCGGCCUGUGGAUACUUUGAUCGCUCUGGAAUCGAUCAAGCGCCGGCUGCAUCCUUCAUCUGGGUCCAUACAUUCCCACUGAAGAUUUAUCCUCCUCUGAUUCUACCGUUGCUGGCCGUCUACCUUGUCUUGAUGAUGGAAGCCAUCGGUGAUGUGACAGCCACUUGCGAUGUCUCCCGCCUGGAUGUGGAGGGGGAAAUGUUCGACUCGCGGAUCCGGGGAGGCGUGCUCGCUGAUGGUUUCACCGGUCUGCUGGCCUGUCUAUUCACCAUCACGCCCAUGUCGACUUUUGCCCAGAACAACGGUGUCAUCGCGCUGACGAGAUGCGCAAACCGGAAGGCCGGCUACUGCUGCUGCUUCUUCCUCAUCAUCAUGGGCAUCUUCUCCAAAUUCGCCGCUUCCCUUGUCGCCAUUCCGUCCCCUGUCAUCGGUGGAAUGACUACCUUCCUUUUCUCCUCCGUCGCUAUCUCCGGCAUCCGCAUCAUAUCUUCAGUACCCUUUACCCGCCGUAAUCGCUUCAUCCUGACGGCCUCAUUUUCCGUUGGUAUGGGAGCUACUCUCGUGCCGGACUGGUUCUCCUACUUCUUUACCUAUUCUGGUUCCAACAAGGGUCUGCUGGGUCUCCUCAACGCCAUCGAGCUCAUCAUGGAAAAUGGAUUUGCUGUCACAGCCUUCCUCAGUCUGAUCCUCAAUCUGCUUCUACAAGAAGAGCCAGAAGACGACGUGGGUGUCAUCACUGCGGAUCUCGCUGACGUUGCGGACGACCAACGCGAGUGGAACCAGAUCCGCCAUAAUAACGCAGAGAGAAACGGCGAGAAAGGCGCGGGCGUAGAUGUGGAUGCCCCUCCCGAUAAGAAUCCAGGGUCGGCAUCGAAUUCUCUGACACUAUAGGCGAUCUUUUUGAUGUUGAUGAUUGUUAUUUUUACGGGCCGAUGGUCGAGCAGGGAGCUCCCAGAAAUCUUUUCGGCAACAUGUUAUAUAUUUUCAUUUCUAGAUAUCCAUUUCGUUUGGCAACAUGGCAUAAUUUUCGAUUUUCCUGUUUCUUUAUUCAGCAUCAAACCAUAAUAAUCUCAUUGGGGGGCUU
This is a messenger RNA of Paecilomyces variotii, 2164 nucleotides long. RefSeq names its product xanthine/uracil permease. Gene Ontology annotation, molecular function: xanthine transmembrane transporter activity. Gene Ontology annotation, biological process: xanthine transport; transmembrane transport. The record is from RefSeq and is a predicted model, not a curated record. Gene Ontology annotation, cellular component: fungal-type vacuole; membrane. Bases 163 to 1971 code for a protein of 602 amino acids. The transcript has 3 exons. Lineage: Eukaryota; Fungi; Ascomycota; Eurotiomycetes; Eurotiales; Thermoascaceae.